UAUACAUAUUUUCGUUCUAUUGGUUGGCUACUAUGAUGAGGGGACCAGGAGGGGACUAGAUAGUAAACUCUGUGCAUAUAAAUGACAGUUGAUGGACCUUUGAAAUGUGCAGCAAGAAAUUAGUUAAAUCUUGAAGUGGUUGGAGGUUAUAAUACUCUCUGGUUAUAACUCGCAAGGAUUAGAUGUGGCUUUGCAUGCAAUUUUUGUAAUCUGUGAACUAGUUUUAAUUUUCACUAGACUACAUUGAAUAGUUUACAGUUUGUUUUGGGGUAUAAUUUAAUAACGUUACACAGCUGCUUAUUUUUGUGGUUAGUAAACGAAUUGUCCCUAAUUGUCAUGAGUGUUCGUGUUGAACCACAAGAAGUGUUGGCCUAUUUGAAUCGCAUGGGAUUUUGCCAUGUUACUGCUGAGCAACUCACAGCCUUUAUUAAAGAUUUAAAAAAACUAAUAAAGCAUGAUUUAAGACAAUGUAAGUGUUCGGAUAAGAGGUCUUGUGAUGAAUCGUGCACUACUACAAGCAAUUCAGAUUCUUAUUUCCAUGACAACAGACCCUGCUCAUCUCUUAAAGAAAAUGAAUGUAUGAAACUGUCAAGUUGCACUUCAGAGCCAGAUGAAACAGAUUAUUCCUGUACAUCAAGUGAAAAGAGUGAAAGCGAUGAGGAGAACAGAAAGCAAAUGGCUGAAGUGCAAUUCAUUGAAAGAAAGAAACAAAGUAAAAUUCAAAAAGUAACUGACCGACCCAGGUCUUCAUUCAUCAAACCUUGGCAGCUACAAAUGCCUGCAACUCACCGACGUACUGAUCCUGUCGCUUUGUAUCAUAAAUACCAGUCAAUGUGGCAACAGCAAAAAGUACCUGGUGAUGAUGGGCGUAUCGGUUUGAGAUGGCAUGUGAGAGAGAAAAUGUUGGGAGUUGAUCCACACCCAAGGCCAGUGCCACGAGCACCUUCUGUAGAACGAAUUGCAAAACACAGACCAGGAUGUUCCAGUUUACGAUUGAUUUGAUAAUUGCUGUUGAAAGUUUUCUGUAAAAUUCAGAAAAUUCUUCCCACUAAGACACAAGAAUGUGUGAAUUCCUAUCAUUUUGGUGUAAAAAUAGAAGCUGACGUGCGUCAACUCUUGAAUCUUGAUAUUUGAUGCAAGAAUACACCAUUGGUAUGAAAGAUUAAAACAUUACUGUGAAACCAGGGCUCGAUGGUUAACAAGUGCAUUUCAAGAAAAGCCAUUAAGUGUUGACAAAUAAUGAAUAAUAAUUCAUUUUAGACAUGCAUUGUGUGUAAAUAUUAAAUGAUUCAAAUGUAUAGGAAAAUAAAUUGUUAAACUAGUUACAAUGUAGAGAAAUUACAAGACACUAUUAGAUGGCCAAAAAUUCAGUUUGCUAUUGGUGUAGGCUACCUUUGUUUCUGUUAUUUUCAUCAAAGACCAUUCAAACUCGUACAGUGUAUGAAAAAAUUAAGUGGCAAAUAAUGUAUCAAUUUUAGUAGUCUUAAAUUUGAUUGUGUAAUAACAUAAUGUUGGUGGUCCAGUGGUGUUGUUGCCCUGUGGUUACAAUUCUAUUUAAUUAUGAAAAUGUGCAUAGACAAUAGUUUGAAAAUACAUAUAACCAGAGAAUGUUUUCAGUCAGUGUGGUGAAAUAGUUUGCCUGUCGGGGUCUUUCUUAUUAAAAAUGUAGGAAGGUCAAAAAUCCCCCCAAAUUAAAGAAUAUAUUGCAAAUUGUCUUCAUUUUGAUAAUUCUCUGGUAGGGGGCUAUAAACUCCAGUUAUCUCUGGGUAAAGGAAAAAAAAGCAACUGAAAUAUGCACACAAAUGUGCACUACAACAGUAAUUUGAAUAAGUGAAUGAAACAAAAAUUAUCAAGUAUUGCCAUUUUUCAAAAUAUUCUUUUAAAAAAGUAAUAAUAUUAAUAAAAUAAUAAUAAAAUAAUGAUAAUUAUAAUAACAAUAAAAAUACUUGGGAUCUAAGAAACAAAACUAGAUCGCUGAAUGCAGGGUGGUCACUUUCUGGAUAAUUGGGUAAGCUCGACAGAUUCGUUGAUCAGAAAUCUCAGGGUUAAGAAAUUGUUAUUGUUAAGAAAAUGAUUUAGGAGCUAGGACAAUUCUUUGAGGGUAUGUUAUUUUAAAAAGUUGAUAGAAUUAUUCCUUGAGAGAGAGAGAGAGAGAGAGAGAGAGAGAGAAGCUGCGAUAAGUUCUUUUUGUGGCACAAUGUUUUUGUUAAGCAUAAAAAAUUGGAAAACCUGGUAAAAACAGGAAAACUUGUUCCAGGAAAAUAGUGACCUGGGAGGUUUAAAUAUAAACUGUGAUAAAGUAUUUCUUGCAGGUACAAAAUAUACUAUUGUCAGAGACGCUGAAGUAGAUGAAUGAAUGGCAAUGUGCAAUUGUUAAGAUGGUUCGGAAUGUUGCCAAUCAUUGCAGGAGCUGCUGGAUGUUCAGUAAAUUUGCAAUCAUAAAAAUAUCUUUGUAAUUUACUGCUGUAUUAUGUAAGGGAAAAAAUGUUAAUUGUUUGUGGUUUCUGAAAUUUUGCUUUCCUUGAAUGCUUCUUCGUUUCAUCAUUCUAAAUAGUUUAUUUACACUACAGGUCUUGAGCAAGUGGGGUUAAGAGUUUCACAUUGAAUUUCUGAUGUGGCAUUCUAUUCCUUGAAAGAUUUGGUUCUGGAAUGUUUUAUUUGCCUUGUAAUGACAAAAUUGUUUGUAAUGAAGGGACACAUCAAUGACCUUUAGGAUUAUCGUAUAGUGUGUUUGAUGACCCUUCAUGACAACUAACCCAGACACGCCCAUUCCGCACACCCACACAACAAAAACGACAAGGAAUGAUAUUACUUGUACUUGUUCUUGAAGAUUUUUUAUCCUACAAUAUACUCGCAAAUGCACCUCCAGGCAAAUCAGGUACUAGAAAUCCCAAGAACGCUCCAGGUGUAAACUUAACUGUCAUGGUAGGAGCUCCUGCAAGAAAAAGGGGAAGAUACAUACUAGCAGGGCACAUAUCAUGCUUGUGUUGUAAUUUUGUAUUCUACAUGAUGCUCCCAAGUAAUGUAGAGAUAAGUCAUUUUGCCAACAAGAGGGGCAUUCACAGACAAUUGUUUUGCGAUUUAUCCACCUGUUGCUGUCUCUUCUGCAAGAAAAUUCCAUAUGAAAUGCAUCAUGAUGUCAUAGAUAACAAGCUAUGACUUUUAGAUGAGACUGAAUGAAGAAAUGGAUCUAUUAUGGUCAAAUGUUGCCAUUUCAUUAUAUAGUCCUUGUGGAAAUGUUUUAUUAAAACAAUGUGUUGGUUGCACUUGGCAAAAGAAAAGUAGGAAACUACUUUUGAUGUAUAGUAGUAACUGCAAACAUUUUGUUAGAGCAAAAAAGGAAGUUGGAGAGUGUUUUUUGGAUCAUGGAUUUUUGCUCUUGCUAACUGUACUGUACUGUACAAUCGCAGGGAUGUGCGAUUAUUGAAUGUUAAGUUUUUAUAUUUGCCAUGAAUGCAUGUAAAAUUAAAAUUAAUGAUUUUCAGUGUAUUAAUAGCAUUAAAAAUAAGAUGUCUCACUAUUGAAUCUUUAAAUUAAUUUAACAAAACAAUACAUUACAAAAAGUGUCAAUUCAAACAUAACAUACAAUAUUUCAAAUAAUCAU
Messenger RNA from Gryllus bimaculatus (two-spotted cricket), 3604 nucleotides. The record is from the annotation of a GenBank genome assembly. NCBI's taxonomy places the organism in Eukaryota, Metazoa, Arthropoda, Insecta, Orthoptera, Gryllidae.